Molecule: messenger RNA, 3564 nt
Organism: Echinococcus granulosus
Lineage: Eukaryota; Metazoa; Platyhelminthes; Cestoda; Cyclophyllidea; Taeniidae
Product: Tyrosine-protein phosphatase non-receptor type
Exons: 16
Coding region: 1-3564 (1187 amino acids)
Biological process (GO): protein dephosphorylation
Molecular function (GO): protein tyrosine phosphatase activity
Source: RefSeq, a predicted model, not a curated record
AUGAACUUUUGUGAGGCAAAUGGGGAUGUCUUGUACCAGAAAUGCAAUUCCUCCUUUACUUUGUCUACACAGGAGAGGGAAUGCAUUGAAACUUUUCUUUUGCAUGUUGGAACAUCGUCCACGGUAACUGACAACGAGUGUUGGGCCUUUAAAUUUCUUGCUGCCCGAAAGUUCAAUGUUCAAGAAGCUGUUGAAUUAUUUUACUCGUAUGAGGCUUUUCUAAGAUCUGAAGGUAUUACCACCGUAAAUCCUUUCGAUGAGAGUGUUCGAUCUGAACUUCUGUCCGGAAAAUUUACUGUUUUGAAUGAUAACGAUUUAUCUGGUGCCCGUGUUGCUCAAUUUUUUGUACGACUUCAUCGGCCGACUAGAAGUACUCAUAAAGCCUUCCUCCAGUCUGUUGUAUUUCAGUUGAAUGCUGCUCUUCGAAAAGAAACGGCAAUUCGAAACGGCAUAAUUCUUAUCUACGACAUGACAAACGCCAAAUACUCAAAUUUCGACGCUGAUUUAUCAAAGAAAUUGUUCAACAUGCUCAAAUCCUGCUACCCGAUCCGUUUGCGGCGGAUAAUAGUGUUGACGGCACCAUUUUGGUUUCGGGCCUCCUUCCACCUACUGAGGGUCUUUAUAAAGGAGGAGCUUAGAGACCGCGUACACGUGCUGCGUCCUCUGCCUGGCUCUCGCCUGGCCUCCCUCAGCAAUCCCGACCCUGCGGUCGCACAGAAAGCGCACUACGCUUGGCUUCUUACCGCCCUGUCUGAGACCGUAGCCAUCCCCGACGAGUUAUUUUCCACCCCGGGUCUCGGUACGCGUCAACCCUCAGCUGCCAUAUCGGCCUUUUUCCACGCCUCCAAUAAUGGCGGUGGAAGUGGGAGCACCAACAGCACAAUCGAUUGCUCUGGUCGCUCCUCCCCGUCUGCCAGCGACGCGGGCGACGAGGCAGCGAUGGUUGGGCCUCUGACUGAAGAUGAGGGAUUGAUGGCGGAGAUCGGUUGCUGUUCUCCCAACUGGGACCCCUUCGCCCUCUCCAGCUCCCAGUCCAGCGACGCUGAGUCCACUGGCCUCCCCGUGAACCCCGCUACUGGCUGUGCUGGUGCUGAUACCGACGGGAUUGCAGCGGCGAGGAACAACGUCAUGUCUAUGUCCUGCAGUCCUGUUCUCUCAGCCAUACCGAUCACCUCUAGCAUUAAUGGCGAGAUUCGCAACAUUAAGCCUCAAGCAGCCAAAAUGGGUCAGGAGCCCUUUCGCGACCCCGCAGGAACGCCCACACCCCCCGCCAUCCCCAAGUUUGGCAACCCCCUCAAUGGGGCCCGUGUUGACGGCGAUUUCGCUGCAACUCCCACUUCAGAAACCGCCCCCUCCACCACUGCAUGCACCGGCGCAAAGCACCUGCAUAGCUGUACCAGCAGAUCGAACCGCACACCGAGUGGGGGACAAUGGGUCGCACAGCAAGCGCCUCUCGCCUCUCAGGACGAUUUCACCGUCUCAGGUCUGGAGGACAGCACCAGCACUGACAGCAGCAAUACCAUUCGAAAUGAAAAGCGCUUGAAACAAACCACUGCCCCUCUCUCCACUCCAUCUUUUGCCACCGGUCUCGCUACAGUUCGUCCCUCUGAUCUUAUUCCCUCGUGGGCAUUGAAUCGUCCUACUGGCCCCUCCAUCCAAGUGGGUCCCCAUCGGGUGACUGGAGGGUUGCAGCAACCGAACAACGACCCGCAACCGGACAAGUUCUACUGUAUCGGUGAAGCCUCCUCUGCCACUCACUCAUCCCUUACCUCUCCUCGCCUGUGCUCCCGAGUUCUUCAAUCACCACCCACUCAGGUGGAGUCAGAUCCCACAAAGGCGCAGAUUGACAGGUUCUUUGAGGAUAGUGAUUCCGACAUUGACAAAGGCGACAGCAACGGCCAGAUCACGAAUGAGGCCCCUGGUGAUGAUGAGGUCGAUAAAGGUGACUAUGAUGAUGAUGACGAAGAAGAAGAAGCGGCGGAUUUAGACCUGGACGGCCUCUGGAUGACUAUUGAUCAGCUGGCUAGCCACGUGGCUGAGCUGGGUUUGGGUGGGCUAGUUGAGGAGUACUCGGCGAUGUGCAGCAUCAAAACCGACGAUCCCUGCACUGCCUUUCGACACCCGUGGAAUUCGUCAAAGAACCGCUAUGUGGACGUCGCCUGCCUGGAGCAUAGUCGGGCAGCGAAGGUAGAGAAGCAGGUGCCAAUUUAUAUCCACGCCAAUUGGGUGGACAGCUACCGCCAGCGGAAUGCCUUCAUCUGCACACAGGGCAAGUUGCACGUAUUUAGCAGCCCCCUACAAGAGACGGCUGGAGAUUUUUGGUGCAUGAUAUGGAAUUACAACGUUCCUGCCAUCGUAAUGAUCACCCGAUGCUAUGAGUCUCAACGUUGCAAAUGCUUCCAAUACUGGCCCCCUGUAGAGGGUCAGUCUCUGCGCUUCACGACAAUAUCCUCGAGUUCUAGCACCUUGGUGGUGCCAGGGACGAGUUGGGGUGGAGGUAAUAGCAGCGGAACUGUGGCCUCAAGCAAGAGGAAGCCUCACUCUGGUCGCCCACGCCGCUCUGCCAGUGAGGUGAGCAACUUCAGCAAAUUCGUCUUCGAGGUGGUCCACGUCGCCUCACAUCCUGGUAGCGACUACACUCGCACCAAGCUCCGACUCAAAGAAGUCAAAUCGGGUCAAAGUAGGAUUGUCAACCACUACGCCUUUCAUUCCUGGCCGGAUCAUGGGGUUCCAUCGGACAGUUCCGCUCUGCUAGAGCUGCUUGCCACCGUGCAGAUUGAGUACGCUGCAACCAUAAAUCGCGAACUAGGCUACACCAACGCCUACGACACCCCCAUCCCUCCUCCACCCAUUGUGGUCCACUGCAGCGCCGGCAUCGGGCGAACGGGUACCUUUAUUGCGCUGGAUGUGAGCACAAAGCAGUUGAUGGAGUUGGGAGUGGUUAACAUACCACUGACGGUGGCACGAAUUCGGUCACAGCGCUCGGGCUGCGUGCAGGUCUCGACGCAGUAUCUCUUCGUGUACCGCGCGCUAAUAGACUUCGCGCUGACGCACGGCCUUGUGGCUGCAGGGAUAGCGGAGGCGGCAGUGCAUCUGCUCACGACACCCGCGCGAACCCCGAUGCCCUCUCUUCUGCCAUUCUCGUCGGUGUCGUCACUGCCUAUGGAUGCCAGCCUCCUUUCUGUCCUUGCUACCGGCGUCGGCUCCAGUGACGCCACCGAUCCCGUGCUCUUUAGCACCCUUAUGCGCUGCCUCCACAACCAAAUGACCACUGGAGAAGUCGAGAACUCCAGCAAUCACCGCCUCUCCACGGAGCUCGACUACGAGACGGAGGAGAUGCACGAGGCAACAGAGGAAGCGGAGAGUGAUGAUGAGCCCAGACCGGCAGAAAUUCUCUCCAAAGAGGAGAUGGAUGAAAAGGAACCGGCGGCGAUUGGACCAGAGGUUGAUGUAGUAUCGUCAGUCGUGAAAGCGGCGGCAGGGCGACCGUCUGGCGAGGAGAUGGCGUCAGCGGCGGCAGCGGCGCCCGUCGUGGUGGGACUGGGAGAGUCCCCAGGGUUUUGA